Messenger RNA from Chaetomium strumarium, 1601 nucleotides. RefSeq names its product chaperonin 10-like protein. Gene Ontology annotation, molecular function: alcohol dehydrogenase (NADP+) activity. Gene Ontology annotation, biological process: alcohol metabolic process. The record is from RefSeq and is a predicted model, not a curated record. NCBI's taxonomy places the organism in Eukaryota, Fungi, Ascomycota, Sordariomycetes, Sordariales, Chaetomiaceae. The coding region runs from base 356 to 1360 and encodes 334 amino acids. The transcript has 3 exons.
CGGAGUAGCGACACUGGACAGGCAUCUCUCUUGCUCUCACGAAAAUUCUACGCGAUUGCAUCCCCAUCACAGCAUGCUUUGGAGGAGCGCACCGAGAAGGAGUGCUCCGAAUGACAAAAGCUCCAUUCAGUUGCCACAAACAUCAAUUUGCCAUGGAUUUGAGAAGCAUAAAGCGCUGGCAAGUUCCCGGCGAACUGAAGAGAGAUCCUCACACAGCAACACCCGAUGAUCUCAUUGAUCUCAAGACUUGAAGAAGCAUCUGCAGCAGUUAGUUACACUUAAGAUACUUAUUACACUUCAGACUAACGCCUAAAAUUGGCCCUUCAUCCCUCGUCCCUUAUACUAAAGCAUCUCUAUGCCUAGCUUCACAGUCUUUAAGGGUGCCAAAGAUGGCGUCCCCAAGAAAUCCACCACCCAGAAGCCAGACCAGCUCGUCGGCGAUCAGGUGUAUGUGAGAGUCACGGCAUCCGGCGUCUGUGGAACCGAUCUACACUUUCUGACACACGACAUGGUCCUCGGCCACGAGGGCGUCGGCGUCGUUGAUGCUGUCGGGCCCGACACCAAGUACCUCAAGAAGGGCGACCGCGUGGGCUGGGGCUACGCGACGGACAGCUGCGGGCACUGCGACGAGUGCAUCAGCGGCGAGGAGAUCUUCUGCCCGCAGCGCGCCAUGUACUCGGAAGCCAACCUCGACCAGGGCAGCUUCUCGUCGGGCGCCGUGUGGCGGGAGGCCUUCCUGCACCGUAUCCCCGACGCGAUCAGCGACGAGGCCGCCGCGCCGCUGCAGUGCGGCGGCGCCACCGUCUUCACGGCCCUCUACGACGUCAAGCCCAACGAGGUGGUCGGCAUCAUGGGCGUGGGCGGGCUGGGCCACCUGGCCAUCCAGUUUGCCGCCAAGAUGGGCUGCCGCGUCGUCGUCCUGUCCGGCACCGACAGUAAGAGGACUCAGGCGCUGGAACUGGGAGCGCACCGGUUUGUCGCUAUGAAGGACGCCGACCCGAGGGAGCUCGUCGAGAAGAGCCUGUGGCCGCUCUCGCGGCUGCUGGUGACCACAUCGGCGCAGCCGGCCUGGGACAGCAUCCUGCCCAUGAUGGCGCCGCGAUCGCGCAUCUACCCGCUCUCGGUCUCGUCGGGCAACCUGGUGAUCCCGUACAUGCCGCUGAUCGACAAGGGCAUUGCGGUGCAGGGGUCGCUCGUCGCCACGCGGAGCGUGCACCGCCAGAUGCUGGCCUUUGCGGCUAUGCAUAAGAUCCGGCCGGUGAUUCAGACUUUCCCCAUGACGGAGGAGGGCAUCAAGGAGGCGCUGGACAGGUUGGAUAAGGGCCAGGUGCAAUACAGGGCUGUUCUAGUGCCGCAGUAAAAAAGGAGAACAAAAAUAAAAGAAAAUAAAAGGAGAGAAAAGAAAAGAAAACGGUGUACUUGAUUUUGUUCUGAAGUUGGGGAACUUGGGAAGGCUGCCUUCAAGAUUAUUAGAAUGGAACAACAAUAGGUUAUAUUGUUGAUUAUUCACCCCUCGUUUCAAGCAAUCUCGUCAUCCGUGACUACGGUAGAUGCAUGCACGGUUCUUCUCGAUCCAGCAUACUACCCACUCUUAUCCCCGG